AUGAGUACUACUCAACUAAGUGAAUCAUUCAAUGCAUUUUUGAAGGAUUAUCUCAAUUGUUAUCAUAACUUGAUGGAAUUUUUCAAGCAUUUUCAGAGGGUGCUCUAUGACAAGAGGUAUAAAGAAUUGGAAGCCGAGUAUAAUUUGUCUCAAAAAUUGCCAAGGGUUUCCAUUCCAACUGUGAUGUUAAAGCAAAUGGCAGAUAUUUACACCAAAACAAUUUUUGAGGAAUUCCAAAAUAAGUACGUGCAGUCCAUUGAAGCGUCCAUUGUAGGCACUAUUCAUGAUGGUAAGAGUACCAUAUUCAUAAUUCAAACGGAUGUAGAUGGAAAAAAAGAUAAGAAUGUGACAAUGGAUAGAGAUGGUUUUUUGAGUUGUAGUUGCAAGAAGUUUGAAGUGAAGGACAGAGUGUGUCGACAUUGUUUAAAGGUGCUUAGAGAGAUAAUCAAUGCAAAAGACCUUUCUACACAAUACAUACUCAAACGAUGGACUGAAAAAGCAAGGGCUGAAAGUGUGAAAGAUAGGCGUUGGUAUGAUGUCAAGGCUGAUGUGAAACUACAUCAAAGUGACCGAUAUAGGUCAUUGAUGAAUAUGUUUAGAGCAAUAGCAAGUAGAGCCGCCGAAAGUAAAGAAACUUAUCAUUUGUCACUUGCAAAAGGUGAAGAACUGAGUGUCAUGGUUGACGACAAAUUAAGUGUGCACACUUGUGGUCAAGUGGAGAUCACUGAAUUCAGAAAUUCCUCAGCUAACACAUGCCUACAGAGUGAUGAAGCAGAUUGUCCAAUCCAAGCCAAGGGACUCAAGAAAAGACAAACAACUAGUAAAGGAAGAAGGAGGAUCAAUGGCGGGAUGGAAAAAUCUAUUGCAAAGAAGAAAAUAAUGCAAUUUAAGCAGGGUGAUGGUUUUUGUACUCCUGAAGGUCAAUCUAAGACUCCUGUCGCCAUGGGUAAUAUUUCUAGUCAGGGUGGUUCUUUUUUUACUUCUCAAGGUCAAUCUCAACCUUCUUCCGCCGUGGGUAAUCAUUCAAUACAGGGUGUUUACACUCCACAAGGUCAAUCUCGACCUCAUUUUUCCAUGGGUAGUAAUUAUGUUGAGGGUCAUGGUUGUGCAAUCUAUAUUUCUCAAUCUCAAUCCCAAUCUCGACCUGAAUCCCAAUCUCAACCUUCAUUUGCCAUGGGUCAUACUAGUGUUCAUCAUGUCAUGUAUCCUACAUAUGAUGGAAAUAACACGCCUGAGUCAAUGCCGCCUCAUUCAAUGCCUUUAGUGUAUCCCACUCUGACAUCGUUUCAAGAGUUGCUUCGAGGUACUAGUGUAGUCCAACUGUCGCAAGCCUCACAUAGUCCUGCUGACAGUCAUGUGGAUGGACAUCCCUGGAAGGCUUGCACCGAACAAUGA
Molecule: messenger RNA, 1395 nt
Organism: Camellia sinensis
Lineage: Eukaryota; Viridiplantae; Streptophyta; Magnoliopsida; Ericales; Theaceae
Source: RefSeq, a predicted model, not a curated record